Messenger RNA from Didymosphaeria variabile, 1266 nucleotides. RefSeq names its product mdj1 protein precursor. The transcript has a single exon. The coding region runs from base 1 to 1266 and encodes 421 amino acids. NCBI's taxonomy places the organism in Eukaryota, Fungi, Ascomycota, Dothideomycetes, Pleosporales, Didymosphaeriaceae. The record is from RefSeq and is a predicted model, not a curated record.
AUGCCGCCCAACAAGCUGCCACCACCACCCUUAAUCGAUCACGAAGAUUUUCGAAGGAUUAAAGGCAAGCGAUUUGACGGACACGAUUCAAGACAGGCGCCUAUUAAACAAAAAACUCGGACUUUCGAGCACCAUCCGAAGCCCGAGGUCAUCAGGCACAAAGAAGAAAAACACAUGUACCUACCAGACCCGGAACAUGUCAUGCCGAAGAAUAAGGUCGUCGAACGCCAUCUAAAGCCGCCAAUCAUACGACACCAGUUAGAGCAGCAUGUCUAUUUACCAGAUCCGGUGGUGCAGUAUGAGCACAAGGUUCUCUAUGAAGGCGGUGCUUACCAAAGAUCUACAGUUGAGUAUCAAAAAUAUGGAGAGAGCUCGCAGAGUGCUGUGAGGAAGGCAGGAAAGUCUUCGAAAGACAAUAGGCGAGAGGAAUAUGAAUCUGAUGCCUCGAGGAAGGGCCUAUGUAGCCGGAAAGGCAAACACAAGCGGAGAACUGACGAAACUCAUGAUGAUUGGUACAGGAGAUACUCACAAAAAGAAAAGGGCAAGCAAAUCGUCAACAGGCAUAACAGACACAAAAGCUCACUUUCUAGUAGCUAUGAUCACAAGCGAUCAACAAGCCCAGCUCAUGUUCAUGGUGUCGCCGGCGACAGUAGCAGGGCCGAGCAUGCCAGGAGGCCUCAAUCUCGCUCGCUCAAAAAUUCGAGAAGAGGAUCUCCUCGCAGAAGAUCCCAUCACCGAGACGACUCCAUACGUUCCGAACAUUCUAGCGAUCAUGAGUCCCAGACGUGUGCCUACAACGAAGAUGACGACGAUGCAUAUUACGGGAGCAAUACCGAUGAAAGCGAACGCGAAGUGCCACAGCCUUCUUCGAAGAAGACGGACACCGCACCGAAGCUUGACCAAAUGAAGGUUUCUAGCGCCUUCGACCCCUACGCCGCCCUCGGACUCCAAGAAGACCUAUCAAGUGUCGGUCAGAACGACAUCAAAGCGGCCUACAGAGGCCUUAUAAAGAAGUGGCAUCCUGACAGCAACGUCAACAAACCGCAGGAAGAACAGGAUAAAGCUGCAGAGCGGACGGCUGAUCUGAACAGAGCUUAUGAUAUUUUGGCCGAUCCGGCGAUGAGGAACGCAUAUGAUCGGACAGGGGAGACGGAGUUGUACAAGUUGGAAGAAUUGGCUAAGCGGGAUGGGGAGAACGAGGGGGCGCUUGUGAGACAUGGACGAGGAGGAGGAAUGGGCCUCAAGAACUUCUUCGAUAAGAAGUGA